This is a messenger RNA of Nicotiana tabacum (common tobacco), 1014 nucleotides long. The record is from RefSeq and is a predicted model, not a curated record. Lineage: Eukaryota; Viridiplantae; Streptophyta; Magnoliopsida; Solanales; Solanaceae.
AUGUAUGACUACUCACUUUUCUAUAAAAGAAAUGGAGAAUCCUCAGUAUAUGUUGUAGUAUAUGUGGAUGAUGUACUACUCACUGGAACUGACCAAGAGGAAAUUGCACAACUCAAAGUAUUUCUACAUGAACAAUUCAAGAUCAAGGACCUGGGGCAGCUGCACUACUUCCUGGGAUUGGAGAUUAUGUAUAAAGAUGAUGGGGUUAUUAUAUCUCAAAGGAAGUUUGUGCUAGAUUUGUUAAAAGAAUACAAUUGUUUGGAUUACAAACCUUGUUCUUCACCCUUGGAUCCCACUAUAAAGUUGAAGGCUAGAGAAGGCACAAUCCCACAGGAUCCUACCUAUUAUAGAAAGCAAGUAGGUAAAUUGAAUUUUCUAACUAACACCAGAUUGGACAUUGCAUAUAGUGUCCAACACUUGAGCCAGUUUAUACAGGAACCUAGAGAACCUAAUCUGAAAGCAGCAUUUCAUCUGCUCAGAUAUUUGAGAAAUGACCCUACUUUGGGAAUUUUCAUGUCAAAUAAUGGAGAUCACACAGUUAAAGCCUAUUGUGAUUUUGAUUGGGCAGCCUGCCCGGAUUCUAGGAGGUCCAUUACAGGUUAUUUAGUGCUACUGGGCAACAAUCCUAUCAGUUGGAAAUCUAAGAAACAAGAGACUAUAUCUUUAUCUUUUGCAGAAGCAGAGUAUAGAGCUCUCAGGAAAGUAGUAUGGGAACUAGUAUGGUUGAGCAGACUAUUUGAAGAACUGAAUGUUCCUUUUUCCUUACCUAUCUCAGUAUUCUGUGACAUUCAAUCUGCACUGCACAUUGCAAAGAAUCCAGUAUUUCACGAAAGGACCAAGCAUAUAGAAGUGGAUUGCCAUUUUGUGCGUGGUCAAUUACAAGCAGGCCUAAUUUCUCUCUACCACAUCCGAACAGAUAAUCAGCUUGUAGAUGUUUUGACUAAAUCCUUGACCGGGAUCAAGCAUAGUGCUACAUUAGGCAAGUUGGCUGUGUUCACCACACCUCCAACUUGA